AACUUCCCUGGUCUAGCUCCUCCUCACAAGCUCACCCAGUGCACCCCACUCUUAUUUUUUCCAAGUUGUAGAGAAAUAGGAAUGGUUCAGGGAAGAUGCAGUGCAGUGGCAGCCACAGUGCUGCUCUGCUGCUUGUUGCUCCACUUUGAGGUGGCUCAAUCAGCAAGUUUCACUGUUGGAGGAAGAGGUGGGUGGACCUUUAACGCCGCUGCUUGGCCAAAAGGCAAGCGCUUUAAGGCGGGUGACACUCUCGUGUUCAAUUACAACCCUUCAAUCCACAAUGUGGUAGCUGUGAACAGAGCAGGAUACAAAUCAUGCAAAGCACCAAAAGAUGCUAAAGUUUUCAAGUCAGGCAAGGAUCAGAUCAAGCUUAAAAAGGGCCAAAACUUUUUCAUCUGCAAUUACAUUGGCCAUUGCCAAGCAGGAAUGAAAAUAGCAGUCACUGCUGCCUAAUCCGAGAUUAGGCAUUGCCAUAUGAUAUCUUCAGUUUGCUUUAAAGUAUUAAUGUAAGAUUUGGUGUCACAAAGUCUACUCUAGUGUUAGAUUUGCUUGCUUUGAGUGGGUAGGUGGUGCUCCAAACACUAAAUCUAUACUAUAAUAAUGAUGGGUUUAAGUGGAAAUCUUUUGUGUAAUGCUUUGUGGCUAAGGUUUUACUUGUACUCCCCUUUUGCAAUAAAAUAUAUACAGAUGCUUCUACCAGUUUUAUUA
Molecule: messenger RNA, 708 nt
Organism: Gossypium raimondii (Peruvian cotton)
Lineage: Eukaryota; Viridiplantae; Streptophyta; Magnoliopsida; Malvales; Malvaceae
Product: basic blue protein
Exons: 2
Coding region: 82-453 (123 amino acids)
Cellular component (GO): plasma membrane
Molecular function (GO): electron transfer activity
Source: RefSeq, a predicted model, not a curated record